UUACCAAUAUGUUCACUUACAAGGAACCUUUGUCAUUAUGCUCACCAAUGAUCAAGAAACACUCUCUCCAUUGCCACAGCAGAUGAGAUCAACUCAAGCAGAACGACCUCAUUCUGAAGUUUGGAAACAUUUCUCAAAAAUACAGGUAAAAAAUUCCAAAGACCAUUAUAGUGCAAGAUGUAAUUAUUGUACUAAAUCAUAUAACCACGGAGAACCACAAAAAUUAUUGGCACAUUUAGCAAACCAUUAUAUAAGUUGUGAUUCUCAAACCACAAAUUUACACAAAAAUCCUAAUGUUA
Molecule: messenger RNA, 299 nt
Organism: Entrophospora candida
Lineage: Eukaryota; Fungi; Glomeromycota; Glomeromycetes; Entrophosporales; Entrophosporaceae
Source: the annotation of a GenBank genome assembly